Molecule: messenger RNA, 1007 nt
Organism: Rattus norvegicus (Norway rat)
Lineage: Eukaryota; Metazoa; Chordata; Mammalia; Rodentia; Muridae
Source: RefSeq, a predicted model, not a curated record
CUCAGUCUGAGUCUGGCAGUUACAAGCUAAGACAUGUUUUCCCAUCUUCGCAAGCGUUUUGGGAGGGGGAACGUCGAUUGUGGAGAGACAAGAGUGAAGGAGUCUAGCCUUUCGUCUCAAAGUAAUGAUGGACAAAGACAGCACUUCUGGGGAAUGUGGAAUGCUGGGAGAGAAUCAUCAUUCCCUGGAACUUCCCUAAGCAAGAAUCAGGCGAAGAAGGAAAAGGAGAGGCUGAUUAAAGAGCUGCAGCUCAUUACCGAGGAGAGAAAUGACCUGAGAGAUCGCCUGAGGUUUCUGACAGAGAGAUCCACUAAAAAUAGGCCACACUUCAGGCCAAAUCCAUAUUAUGAAGACCUGGAGAGAAUAGAGGAGGAGGUCAUGUCAAUUCUGCACAACUUAGAGAUGGAGAACACUGAGAUCCAUGAGACCAACCAUAAGCUGAAGAAGGAGAUGACCUUCUCUAGAAACCUGCUCAGCCAGCUCCUGAUGGAGAACACAUGUAGGAAGAAGUUGGUCCCACGGAAGCAGGGGAGCAGGGAGGGACAUCUUGAGUGUGCACUGAACCAGAAAUAUUUGGUUGACUUCAACAAGAAAGAUAAAGACCAGCAACGUCCAGACCCAGCAUCAUCUGGUCUAAGAAAGUGCAAGAGAGCUGGAAUUGGACACACACCAGUAAGAGAGCUUCCUGAAGAAUAAGUUGCUUUCUCAGGAGUCCCUGAUGACAAACAUCCUGAAUGAAAUCACCACUUAAGAGACACCUUGGGGGACCGCCUUUCAUUUCUGUGCUAGAGGAGAAACAGCAAUACAUCUGUGCUUCUACAUGUUCGUUAAGAAUCUGCUUUUAGAAAUAUUUUUGUUAUGAUUUUAAUUGAAAUUUUCUUUUUGUUGUUUCAUAUUUAUAUGUUCCUGUUACUAUUUUUCACUUUCAAAUAUUUUUAAAUAUUUUUAUUCAUUUUAAUCCUUUUGUGUUAUAAAAUGUAUUUGUUAUGAAUAAAAAUUGAAGUCUA